AGCUGUAUUCAAUAACAAAAUCGAGUUGGUUCAUCUCGCAUUUUUAACCUUGAGCUGUUUCUACUGGUUUGAUCCUUUUCUUCAGUAUCAGAGAAAAGUUGCAAAUAUGGCAAACACCGACCAAGAAAUUGCUCCACUUAUUGAAAAAAGCCAGCAACCCCAAGAUUUGGCAAUUGAUAUCCCUGAAGAAGACUUAGAGCCUGCGCCUGAGUGUUGUAUAUAUCAGGUCCCUAGUCGUUUUCGUGCAGCAAACGGAAAAGCCUACACUCCACAGUUGAUUUCAAUAGGGCCUCUUCAUCAUGGUAAGACAAAUUUGGGUCGAAUGGAGAGGCAAAAGCAGAGAUAUUACGAGAAAUUUUUGCAAAGGAUUUCCAAGGAGACUUUGAACGAACUUGAGAGCUACGUCAAAAAGCAAGUAAAACGUAUAUGCCGGUGUUAUGAUGUUCAAUUUGCCUUGGCCACUGAGUCAAAGGCUUUCGAGUUUAUGAAGAUGAUACUGUAUGAUGCAGUCUUUAUCGUUGAGUUGUUCUUGAGAAACUUUGAAAAUGAAGUCAACCAUAGAGAAUGGUUCAAUGUUGAACUUCAAACGGAUUUGAUGUUACUAGAAAAUCAACUCCCGUUCUUUGUCCUCGAAGAUCUAUAUAACUUGGCUUUGACUGCCUCUGAUAAACCCUCUUUUCUCCGUCUUGCUUGCUUGUACUUCAAAGUCGAUGAAUAUGUAGCAUCAGACGAGAAGGGGAUUAAACACUUUACGGAUUUGAUUAGAUAUUAUCAAGUGAGAACUCGCCCCUCAAACUUUGUUGAGAGAACUGACAGCACAUACAGUGCAACGAUGUUACGUGAUGCUGGUGUUCAUUUUAAAGCUGUAGAAGACUGCUUGCUUAACGUCAAAUUUGAGGACAACGAACUACAAAUCCCAUCUCUUCGUGUGGAGUAUGAAACUGAGACUUUUUUAAGAAACCUGAUUGUCUUUGAACAAUGUCAUUAUCCAAAGGAAGCUUAUAUUUGUGGUUAUAUUCACUUAUUAAAUUCUUUUGUUGAUGCUGUUGAAGAUGUAAAUUUACUGGUAAAAAGAGGGAUUAUUUCUCAUACAGUGGGAAGCAAUGCAGCUGUGGCAGAUAUGAUUAACAACCUUAUGGUGGGAGUUACAAGUUUGUGCUACUACAAAAUCGGAAAGGAUCUAAUGCAGUAUUCUCUAAAGCCUAUAAAACAGCUUCGUGCAAGAACGGUCGGUUAUAUAACUCCUGGGAGUGUGAUAGCGAUUUAUUUGGGGUAUUUCACUAUCAUACAAACUAUAUUGGCAAUCUUGGAUCGAGUAAAGCCCGUAAAAUAA
This is a messenger RNA of Theobroma cacao (cacao), 1333 nucleotides long. The record is from RefSeq and is a predicted model, not a curated record. Lineage: Eukaryota; Viridiplantae; Streptophyta; Magnoliopsida; Malvales; Malvaceae.